Messenger RNA from Trypanosoma theileri, 942 nucleotides. RefSeq lists its product as uncharacterized. The transcript has a single exon. Lineage: Eukaryota; Euglenozoa; Kinetoplastea; Trypanosomatida; Trypanosomatidae. The coding region runs from base 1 to 942 and encodes 313 amino acids. The record is from RefSeq and is a predicted model, not a curated record.
AUGGAGUCUCGCCUAAAUCGUCUGAGUCGAGCCUUAUCUGAAGCUCAACAACUUUAUAAUGACAUUACAAAAGAUUUCAUUUCUCCCACUGUGAAGAAACAACAACAAGAAGAAGAAGAGCGGGAACUCUUAAAGUAUAUACGACGUUUAGGAUUUCUUUUAUCUUCUCUUAAACUUCACUUUACUCGUGUGAAUAUUAUUCCAGAUGAAAAGACUAUAAUGUUAAUCUCUCGUACAGAAUUAUUUUUAUCCGAGUUUCUCUCUCAAUAUAUUCCAAAUAGUGAAGUUCCUCUUUCCUGUGUGGGUUUACUCUGCGAGAGUCGUUAUUCUAAACCACCGUUUGCACAUCAGUCGUUGUUUCUACUGCACGAAGAUACACGUGGGGAAGUUGUACCAGCGACUGUGUUGGAUUGUCCAUAUAAUGUAGAUGAACCUUCCAUAGAUACUACUUCUACUAUUAAUAAUAAUAAUAAUAAUAAUAAUAAUAAUAAUAAUACACCUUUGAAAGGUUCUUCUUCUUUUGUGAGUAUGGGAACUACUCCAGUAGUGGGGGAAACUUCCACAAUGGCGUAUGAAAAAGUAAUGGAUGAUAUUAGAGGAGCUAUUCAAGGAAUGAAAGAAGGAGCCACUCGUAUGAGUGAUUUUAUGCAGCAAGAACGUGCAAGUUUAGAUGCGAAUGCGUUACUUUUACAACGUGGCGUAGAUGGGGCUAAAGCACAAUGUAAAAGUAUAGAUAAAUUAGGAUCUGCAUUUGGUGGAGGACCUUCACUUCCUCGUUUUCUUCAUAAUGUGCCGGGAGCAGGAAUGGUUUGGGAUAUGAUUAUAGUGCCUUUUUAUGCAAUUGUACGACAGGCACUCUUUAUAUCUGCGAUUAUUGCAGUAACGGGUGGAGUUUUAUUGCUGAUGUUAACAGCACCUAAAACAUACGCGUACGCUCGAUAA